Sphenostylis stenocarpa is the source of this 2334-nucleotide messenger RNA. NCBI's taxonomy places the organism in Eukaryota, Viridiplantae, Streptophyta, Magnoliopsida, Fabales, Fabaceae. The record is from the annotation of a GenBank genome assembly.
AUGGAGUGGCUUCAGCAAUUCCUCAAUUUCCUCUUUGUAGCUUCUCUUAUCAUCAUCACCACAGCAAUUUCAGAUCAAACUUCAAAGCCUUAUGUUGUUUAUAUGGGGAAUUCAUCACCAAACAACAAUAGGGUACAAGACCAAAUACCAGAAUCAGAUCAUCUACAGCUACUUUCAUCAAUUAUUCCAAGUGAAGAGAGUGAGAGGAUAGCUCUUAUCCAUCAUUUCAGUCAUGCCUUCAGUGGAUUCUCUGCCAUGCUUACAGAGAGUGAAGCUUCUGCACUGUCUGGUCACGAUGGUGUGGUGUCAGUGUUCCCAGAUCCAGUGCUGAAGUUGCACACAACACGAUCUUGGGAUUUCUUGGAAUCAGAUUUGGGAUUGAAGCCUCCUCAUGUCAAUUCCAAAACCAUACUCCAACACUCUUCAUCUGAUACCAUUAUUGCUGUCAUAGACACAGGGAUAUGGCCAGAGUCUCCAAGUUUCAGAGAUGAGGGUAUAGGGAAGAUCCCUUCAAGAUGGAAAGGAGUUUGCAUGGAGGGUCAUGAUUUCAAGAAAUCCAAUUGCAAUAGAAAAUUGAUAGGUGCAAGAUACUAUAAUAUUCAAGCUACAUCAGGUAGCAACCAGACGCAAAUAGAAGCAACCAAAGGUUCCCCGAGAGAUUCUGUUGGACAUGGGACUCACACUGCAUCAAUAGCAGCUGGUGUUUAUGUCAACAAUGCUAGUUAUUAUGGUUUAGCACAAGGCACAGCAAGAGGUGGUUCACCUUCAACUAGGAUUGCUGCUUAUAAAACCUGCUCAGAAGAAGGGUGUUCUGGUGCCACCAUUUUAAAGGCUAUUGAUGAUGCUGUAAAGGAUGGAGUAGAUGUAAUAUCAAUUUCUAUUGGACUCAGCUCACUGUUCCAAUCAGACUUUUUGAGUGAUCCUAUAGCCAUUGGAGCAUUUCAUGCAGAACAAAUGGGGGUCAUGGUGGUGUGCUCAGCUGGAAAUGAUGGCCCUGAUCCUUUCACAGUUGUGAACACUGCACCAUGGAUAUUUACCAUUGCAGCUUCUAAUAUUGAUAGGAACUUCCAAUCAACUAUUAUCCUUGGAAAUGGAAAAUAUUUCCAAGGUACAGGCAUUAACUUCUCAAAUCUUACUCUUUCGAAGAUGCAUCGCCUUGUCUUUGGUGAGCAAGUAGCUGCCAAAUUUGCCCCGGCAUCGGAAGCUAGGAACUGUUAUCCUGGAUCACUAGAUUACAAUAAAAUUGCUGGCAACAUUGUUGUUUGUGUUAAUGAUGAUCCAACUGUUGCAAGGCGAAUCAAGAAGUUAGUUGUGCAAGAUGCAAGAGCGGUAGGGAUAAUACUCAUUGAUGAGGAAAACAAAGAUAUUCCCUUUGAUGCAGGUGUAUUUCCCUUCACUGAGGUUGGCAAUCUUGAAGGGCAUCAGAUCCUACAAUACAUAAACUCCACCAAGAACCCAACUGCAACAAUUCUUCCAACAACUGAAGUUGCUAGAUAUAAGCCUUCACCAAUUGUUGCUUCUUUCUCAUCCAGAGGUCCUUCAAGCUUUACAGAAAACAUUCUCAAGCCGGAUGUCAUGGCUCCAGGAAUUGGCAUUUUGGCUGCUGUGAUUCCUAAAAGUACCGAUCCUGGAAGUGUUCCAAUCGGGAAAAAACCAUCCUCGUUUGGCAUAAAAUCUGGUACAUCAAUGGCUUGCCCACAUGUGACAGGUGCAGCAGCAUUCAUUAAAUCAGUACACCAAAAUUGGAGUCCUUCAAUGAUCAAAUCAGCGUUGAUGACAACAGCUACAAAUUACAACAACAUGAGGAAGCCUCUUACAAACAGCUCAAACUACAUUGCUGACCCACAUGAAAUUGGAGUUGGGGAAAUUAAUCCACUCAGAGCUCUCCAUCCUGGCUUGGUCUUUGAAACAAACGUGGAAGACUAUCUCAGAUUCCUUUGUUAUAAUGGCUAUUCACAGAAAAAAGUUAGGUCAAUGCUUAAGACCAACUUUAAUUGCCCUAAGAACUCCUCUGAAGACCUUAUCUCCAACAUCAAUUAUCCAUCAAUAUCGAUAAGUACACUUAAAAGGCAACAAAAACCAAAAGUGAUCACAAGAACAGUUACCAAUGUUGGAUCCCUUAAUGCCACAUACACUGCAAAAGUGAGCUCACCUGAGGGAUUGGUUGUGAAGGUCAUCCCAAAUAAACUUGUCUUUUCUGAGGGUGUUCAAAGAAUUACGUACAAAGUCUCAUUCUUUGGCAAGGAGGCCAAUGGUGGAUACAAUUUUGGGUCUCUAGCAUGGCUUGAUGGUCACCAUUAUGUUCUUACAGUGUUUGCAGUCAAAAUUGAAUAA